UUUUUUUUGUGGGUGAAGUUUGCCUUUUUUUUUUCUCUCUCUCUUUAAUCUAUUCCCAUUUUUUUUUUUUAAUUCGACAUGUCAGAAUUUGAAGUCACUCAAGGAGUAUCUAAUCUUAACAUUAAAGUAGAAACCGAUGCCACUACAGUGACCACUGAUGUCAAGACUGGAGGACAAAACGUAACACCUUGGGAAGUAGAAGGUGCUAUUGUAGAUGGUGUUCAACAAGCCAUUGAUUAUACCAGACUCAUUGAACAAUUCGGUACAACUCCCAUCGAUGCUGCUUUAUUGGAACGAUUUGAAAAGUUGACUGGACGUAAACCUCAUAUCUUUUUACGAAGAGGCACUUUCUUCUCACAUAGAGAAUUGAGUCGUAUUUUGGAUCGAUAUGAACAAAAGAAACCUUUUUAUUUAUAUACUGGUCGUGGUCCUUCUAAUUCAUCUAUGCAUCUUGGUCAUAUGAUUCCUUUUGUCUUUUGUCAAUGGUUGCAAGAUGUAUUUGAUGUUCCUAUUGUGAUUCAAAUUACGGAUGAUGAAAAGUUCUUGUUCAAAUCCAAACUUACUAUUGAACAAUGUCAUCAAUUUGGUUUUGAAAAUGUAAAGGAUAUCAUUGCCUGUGGAUUCAAGCCCGAAAAAACCUUCAUCUUUUCUAAUCUUGAUUAUGUUGGCGGUCCCUUUUAUCACAAUGUGAUUCGUAUUUCUAGUUGUAUUACUUCCAAUCAAUCAAAGGCCACUUUUGGAUUCAAUGAUAGUGAUAGUAUUGGUAAAUUACACUUUGUCGCUGUUCAAGCAGCUCCUUCAUUCUCCAACUCGUUCCCUCAAAUCUUUGGUACCAAGAAGGAUAUCCCUUGUUUGAUUCCAUGUGCUAUUGAUCAAGAUCCUUAUUUCCGAUUGACGCGUGAUGUAGCCAAACGUUUGAAGUAUCCUAAACCAAGUUUGAUUCAUGCCAAGUUCUUCCCUGCCUUACAAGGUUCUCAAACCAAGAUGAGUUCUUCCGUGGAUAGUUCAGCUAUUUUCAUGUCUGAUACUCCCAAUCAAAUCAAGAACAAAAUCAAUAAAUAUGCAUUCUCUGGUGGCGGUGCUACUUUAGAAGAACAUAAAGCUAAUGGUGGUAAUCCUGAUGUGGAUGUUGCUUAUCAAUACUUGAGUUUCUUUUUGGAAGAUGAUGAAGAAUUAGAACGUAUCUAUAAGGCUUACAAAUCUGGUGAAAUGAUGACUGGUGAACUCAAGAAACGUUGUAUUGAAGAACUUCAAAAGGUCGUAGGCGGUUUCCAAGAAAGAAAAAAGUCCGUGACUGAUGAAACUGUGAAAUACUUUAUGGAUGGAUCAAGAAAGAUCGAUCCUUCUUAUUAGAUUCAGUGCAUUUAGUUUAACAAAUUGUAAAUUUUAUUGUACUUUUUUUUUUUGUUGCUACAGUUUAUUUUGGAACUCCGGUUUCUGCUCAAUAAAACUUUCUUUCUUGUUCUUUUC
Messenger RNA from Halteromyces radiatus, 1470 nucleotides. RefSeq lists its product as uncharacterized. Gene Ontology annotation, molecular function: tryptophan-tRNA ligase activity; ATP binding. Gene Ontology annotation, biological process: tryptophanyl-tRNA aminoacylation. Lineage: Eukaryota; Fungi; Mucoromycota; Mucoromycetes; Mucorales; Cunninghamellaceae. Gene Ontology annotation, cellular component: cytoplasm. The transcript is spliced from 7 exons. The record is from RefSeq and is a predicted model, not a curated record. The coding region runs from base 79 to 1353 and encodes 424 amino acids.